AUGCGCACCGCCAUCGUGCAGCACUUCCGCCAAGAACCAACGGACAACACGAUGGCCCACCCCGACCACACCCUUACCAGCAUCGGUCAAGUGCAAUGUCGCCGACCGCCUGCGGGAGCGCGAUGCACUUGCGCUGUUCCGUCAAGUGCUGGCCCAGUUUGCCCCACAAUUGCAACUCAGCGACGGCCUCUUGCGCUUUCUGAUUGCGGCGGAGGAACAGGCAAUCUACCGCCCCCGACUGGCCGAUGGGGCGUUGGAGACCUUGCAGGAGUUGCGCCAGCGUGGGCUACGCCUCGGCCUCUGCUCCAACUAUUUCGGCUUGCCCGAAGCUGCCCGCGCCAAUGUCUAUCGCCUCGGCCUGCUUGA
This is a messenger RNA of Didymodactylos carnosus, 366 nucleotides long. The record is from the annotation of a GenBank genome assembly. Lineage: Eukaryota; Metazoa; Rotifera; Eurotatoria; Philodinida; Philodinidae.